GGCAUCUUCUCCUCCGGCGAUCCUGCCCUGCGGCUGGGCCAGCACUCCGGCGGCCGCAAGGAUUAGUCCAAUGGCGAGGGUCAGCUUCAUGGCACUUCGCUUGUUUCACUUUUGAUGGGCUCGCAGCGAUGGCUUUUGACCAUUCGCAGACUCGCCGCCGACCGACCAUGAUCUUGCGAACGCCACUCGUUGCCGGGCACCAGUUGCAGCUGCAGCUGCGGCUGCUCCUGCUGCCCUCCGUCCUGCUCAUCCUGCUCCAUCUGCUGCUCUGCGAUGCCAAGACGGUCAAUCCCGGUGAUGCCAUGCAGAUGCAGCACCACCAGAUGACCGCGGAACCGGGACUGCCGGAGCCCAGGGCCUACAUGCCGGAUGCCCAGCACCUGGACUUUGUCUACCACGAUCACGAGGAGCUCACGAGGUUCCUCAGAGCCACCAGUGCGAGGUACCCCAAUCUCACUGCCCUGUACUCCAUCGGCAAGUCCAUCCAGGGACGUGACCUUUGGGUGAUGGUGGUCAGCUCGUCGCCAUAUGAGCACAUGGUGGGCAAGCCGGAUGUGAAGUAUGUGGGCAAUAUCCAUGGAAACGAGCCCGUCGGCCGGGAGAUGCUGCUCCACCUCAUCCAGUACUUUGUGACCAGCUACAGCUCGGAUCAGUACGUCAAGUGGCUGCUGGACAACACACGGAUUCACAUACUGCCCACAAUGAAUCCGGACGGAUAUGCCGUUUCCAAGGAGGGCACAUGCGAUGGUGGCCAAGGAAGAUAUAAUGCGCGUGGUUUCGAUCUGAAUCGCAACUUCCCCGACUACUUCAAGCAGAACAACAAGCGGGGUCAGCCGGAAACGGAUUCCGUGAAGGAUUGGAUAUCCAAGAUCCAGUUCGUGCUCAGUGGCAGCCUGCAUGGUGGCGCCCUGGUGGCCAGCUAUCCGUACGACAACACGCCGAACUCCAUGUUCCAGACCUACUCGGCGGCGCCAUCGCUGACGCCCGACGACGACGUGUUCAAGCACCUGUCCCUGGUCUACGCCCGCAACCACGCCAAGAUGUCCAGGGGCGUUGCCUGCAAGUCGGCGACGCCGGCCUUCGAGAAUGGCAUCACCAACGGUGCCGCCUGGUAUCCGCUGACCGGCGGCAUGCAGGACUACAACUACGUGUGGUACGGCUGCAUGGAGAUCACGCUGGAGAUAUCCUGCUGCAAGUUCCCGCCAGCCUACGAGCUCAAGAAGUACUGGGAGGAUAAUCAGCUGUCGCUCAUCAAGUUCCUGGCCGAGGCGCAUCGUGGAGUCCAGGGAUUCGUGUUCGAUCCGGCGGGCAUGCCCAUUGAGCGAGCCUCCAUCAAGAUCAAGGGACGCGACGUGGGCUUCCAGACCACCAAGUACGGUGAGUUCUGGCGCAUCCUGCUGCCGGGCUACUACAAAGUGGAGGUCUUUGCCGAGGGCUUCGCUCCUCGCGAGGUGGAGUUCGUGAUCGUGGAGCAGCACCCCACGCUGCUGAAUGUGACACUGCAGCCCUCGAAGUAUCUGAUGGCCACGGGCGCAUCCACCUCCACGAAAUCCUCAACUGUGAAUCGCCGCGUCAGUGGAAAGUUGCAGCUGUCACCGGAAUAAUGGAGAUCCGAUUGCUUGGCUGUGGCUGGCGUGUAAAUAAUAGCUAAAUUGGCUUAGACCUAGGAAAUGCUACGCAACUAACCCACUAAAACACCAUUGAACAUCUCACACUCAGCUCAAGUUUUCUGUUUUGGUUUUUAGUUAGUCUCCAUUGCAAUUGAGUUUAAUUUAACGUUAAUUUUCCAAAUUAAAAGAAAAGUUUAAAGGUUUGAAAAUUCGCUUGAGUAAAAUAUAAAAUUUAAAAUAUGUACCUAAAUUACCUCUCGCUUAUCUACAGUUUAUUUUUUCAAAUAAUUGAGUUUCAUUUUGGUUUAACAAAUCCCAGACAGCAGUUGACAAAUAAUAACACUCUUAAAGAUUAAGACCUUUGCUGGUAAAAGGUUUAUUAUUAAAUAUAAUGGUUGCAAAACCUAUUACCUUCAAUUACCCAUGUGCACCUACGCAUAACAUCUUGUUGACUUCACAGCGCUUGGAGGGCAUUGGGCCCAUGGGUCCCGGCGGAGUGGCAGUGGGUGGUGGGGUGGGUCCCGGUGGGCUGUACCGCCCGAUCCCGGCGCCCCAGCAUUACCGCCCACCUGUGCCGCCCUACGCGGGCGCCGCCUCCAGCG
Molecule: messenger RNA, 2212 nt
Organism: Drosophila teissieri
Lineage: Eukaryota; Metazoa; Arthropoda; Insecta; Diptera; Drosophilidae
Product: carboxypeptidase D
Exons: 8
Coding region: 129-1604 (491 amino acids)
Biological process (GO): proteolysis
Cellular component (GO): cell surface
Molecular function (GO): metallocarboxypeptidase activity; zinc ion binding
Source: RefSeq, a predicted model, not a curated record